AUGAACUCGAUUCGCUACAGGGCAUUACACAUCCCCCGCAGGGCCCUGCCGUUGGCGGCACGCUCGCAGGUCCGACACUUCCAUCCAACCAAACCUGCUCCGUUGAUCAACGAAGCUCUCGAUGCCUCCGCCGGGCUUAUCCACGGCGUUCACGAUAUCACCGGCCUGCCCUGGGUCGCCUCGAUCCCCCUCACGGCUCUUAUAGUGCGAACACUGGUCGGAUUGCCGGCUCAGAUUUACAGCAAAGUCAACGCACGCCGCGAACAAGACAUUGGGCCCCUCAAGCUGGCCUGGGCAAACUGGGCCAACUCGGCAAAGAAGGGCCUGAAGGGAGGACCAGACUCUAGGGAGGCUGUCAAUGAAAUCAACCGAGAAUAUGACCAGAAGAUCAAGAUUCUAUACAACCGCUGGCAUAUCUCGGUCAUGUCCCGCUACGCGCCCGUCCUACAAUUACCAGUCUGGAUCUUGCUCAUGGAGAGCAUCCGUGGCAUGUCCGGUAACAAGAAUGGCUUGGUACCCUGGCUACUCUCUUUAAUUGAAGGGGGCCAAGAAGCUACCGAUGCUGCCGUCAACUCCCUUCAUCUAACGGUGGAGCCUACCUUUGCCAACGAGGGCGCGCUAUGGUUCCCCGAUCUACUUGCGGGUGACUCGACUGGUAUCUUGCCAGCAGUCCUCGCAGCUUCCAUUCUUCUCAAUGUUCAAGCGGGUUGGAAGGCUACACCACGCGCUGAUCUGGCCGAUAUGCCUAGGCUAGAGAUGUACCGAUCGCUUUCCUUUAACGGUCUGCGCGUCUUCAUUCAGCUCUUGGCGCUGAACGUGGGCCUGUCCGGGUGGUUCUAUGAGAUGCCAGCCGCGCUGUUGAUCUACUGGAUCAGUAGCUCUAAUAUUGCCUCGCUUCAGACCUACAUCUUGGGAAAGAAGAUGUUUGUGAAGCCACCAAUGCCGGCGUCCACGAGACGCUAUGUCGAUUACAGUAAUCCCGACACUCCAGAUCCGUUCCGCAUGAAACUUCGCUGA
Penicillium cataractarum is the source of this 1017-nucleotide messenger RNA. RefSeq names its product putative mitochondrial export translocase Oxa2. Gene Ontology annotation, cellular component: mitochondrial inner membrane. The record is from RefSeq and is a predicted model, not a curated record. Bases 1 to 1017 code for a protein of 338 amino acids. The transcript has a single exon. Gene Ontology annotation, biological process: mitochondrial respiratory chain complex IV assembly; protein insertion into mitochondrial inner membrane from matrix. Gene Ontology annotation, molecular function: membrane insertase activity. Lineage: Eukaryota; Fungi; Ascomycota; Eurotiomycetes; Eurotiales; Aspergillaceae.